AUGGAUGUAUCAAACUCUAUUAGAGUGCUCGGCGACGUCACAAACCACGGAAGUGUGUUUGGAAGAAAACGAACAGCACCGCCUCCAACAAUCGGCAGUAGCGAUGGGCUACGGCAUGGGCCACCAAGGCAUGGCCCUCAUAGGCAUAACGCCAGCAAUCAUAGCACCGGGAAGAAAUUCAAUCAUUCAAACGAUACCAUACGGACGUCCUGUAUCGCGGAAAAAGACAUCUUCUGUACGGAAUAUGUUUCAAAGUUGGAAGGAUUCCAAGGUGUUCUAAAGUCCAGAUUUUCAGACUUCCACGUUAACGAAAUUAGCGCUGAUGGCGAAGAAGCGAUUCUAACGGAUGUUUCCGUAGUACCAACGUUAGAAUUGGAGGCUGAAAAUGUGCCUAAAGAUCAGAAAAAGGAAUUAGAGCGCUUAAUCGAAGUCGAGAAUUUGGAUCGAAUUCAGGAAAUAGUCGAUGGAGUCGGAGAGCCAUCUGUGAAAAUAGAUGCUACUAACUUGUCGAAAGAGGAUCGGACUGCAAUACAUAAUUGCAUAAAGGACGUUUUCGGUGCUGCCGUUGUGGGGUCGACCGUAACCGAAGGAGAUCGCAAGUUGAUUCAGGUCACAAAGUAUAACAAAUUGCAGAAAAAAGAUCGACGAGAAAAGUGGAAAUGGCCCCAUGAGUAUACAUACUUCCUGCUUUACAAAGAAAAUAUUGACACGAUUCAGGCGACGCUGCUGCUCAGCCAAAGCUUAUGCUGUCCCCCUUCCGUGUUGACUUACGCUGGGACGAAGGACCGACGGGCUAAAACUACACAGUGGAUGUGCAUUAAGACGCGAGAGCCGGCCAGGAUUAUUCAAGCUGCACGAAGUACUGGGUGCGUUACCGUUGGUAACUUUUCGUUUAAACCAAACGUUCUGAAACUAGGACAACUGCAGGGUAAUCGGUUCCGCGUUGCACUCCGUCAAGUGACUGCCAGCGAUGAAACCAUCAACGAUUGUAUGGAAGAGUUCCGCAAAAAGGGAUUUAUCAAUUACUAUGGCCUGCAACGGUUCGGGAACUGUGCUUCAGUGCCCACGUACAAGAUCGGUAUCGAGCUGCUCAAGGGUAACUGGAAGGAAGCGUGCGAUUUGAUAUUGCAGCCGCGUGAAGAUGACCAUCCAUACAUGGUGCAAAUGCGAUCGAUUUGGGCAGAGACUCACAAUGCUUCGGAAGCAUUAAAAAAGUUGUCCCCAGCGAAUAAAUCGGUCGAAGCGUUACUGUUACGCCGGUUGGCAAAUUAUGGCGCAAAGGAUUACAUGGGGGCCAUUGGGUAUUUGCCGCGAAACGUACGAUUAUUGUACUUGCACGCAUAUCAAAGUUUGAUUUGGAACCGUGUUGCUUCGGAACGCAUUCGAAAGUUUGGUUUUCAACCGGUAGAAGGUGAUUUGGUUUAUGUGGACAAUCACGAUAAAGCAACCAUUGCACAGGCGGAAGCAAUGAGCGGUGACGAAGAAGGCGAUUUAAAUGCAAUUGAUGCACUUCAAGCAGAACAAAACGAGUCUAAAGAAGAGGAUGGUGAGAGUGGAAGAACAGAGAAAUCCUACUUCAAGAAUCUUGUACGACCCCUCACCGCAGACGAUAUCGCAUCGGAACGAUACACUAUGUUCGAUGUAGUAUUGCCUCUUCCCGGGCAUGAUAUAACGUACCCGAGCAAUGAAUGUGCCCGUUGGUACGAGGAGUCAAUGGCCGAAGAUGCGUUAUCGUCGGAAAAAUUGCAGUUAAAAUCGAAAAGUCUUUCACUUGCCGGUGCUUAUCGGAAACUGUUUGUCCUGCCUGAACGUUUGGAGUGGAAAAUUGUACACUAUGUAAACGCCACGGACACUCUUAUUCUUUCUGAUUUGGAUAAAUUUAAUAAACUUCCAGAACCACCGUUUGUUGAGUGGGCAGCGAACGAGUCGGCUCAGAAAGCGGUUCUAUUGGACUUCCGACUACCUACUUCCACAUACGCUACGAUGGCUUUACGAGAGAUCUUGAAAACCGACACCUCGUCGAGUAAUCAACGAACAUUGGAAAAAUUAGGCCAAGCAGCCGCUAAGGCAGAAGAGCUGGAUAAGGAAAAAGAAUCUUCUCCACCAGUACCGAAUGCAGACGACGAACCGCAAUGCAAAAUAGCGAAACAAGACGGGGGUGAAUAG
Molecule: messenger RNA, 2166 nt
Organism: Anopheles marshallii
Lineage: Eukaryota; Metazoa; Arthropoda; Insecta; Diptera; Culicidae
Gene: Pus7
Product: pseudouridylate synthase 7 homolog
Exons: 4
Coding region: 1-2166 (721 amino acids)
Biological process (GO): pseudouridine synthesis
Cellular component (GO): nucleus
Molecular function (GO): RNA binding; pseudouridine synthase activity
Source: RefSeq, a predicted model, not a curated record